Molecule: messenger RNA, 1089 nt
Organism: Aspergillus tanneri
Lineage: Eukaryota; Fungi; Ascomycota; Eurotiomycetes; Eurotiales; Aspergillaceae
Exons: 3
Coding region: 1-1089 (362 amino acids)
Source: RefSeq, a predicted model, not a curated record
AUGGGAGAUUUCACAAUCGAAGCAUUCACCCUCCUGGCCAUCGCUAUCGCCACCAUCGUUCUCCGCAUCGUCGCUCGCUACAUCACAGUUGGAUUCAAGCAAUUCAAGCUCGAUGACUACUUAAUGCCUCUGGCGGGGGUGGUGUAUGCCCUCGAAACCGGCGCCGCCUACUGUGUCGGCGCCUUGUGGAAAGGCCUGGCCAACAACGCCAUGACCGACGCUGAUCGACGCGCUCUUAAUCCCUCAUCUGAAGAGUAUCGUCUGCGCGUCGGUGGUUCCAAGACCCAAGUCCUCGGCUGGUCUCUGUACACCACCUUAUUAUGGCUCCUGAAGGCCUGCAUGGCUAUCUUCUACGCCCGUCUCACGGCCGGUCUGGUCAACAUGAACAUCCGCGUGCGCAUCGCCUAUGUCUUCAUCGCUGCCACUUACAUCGCUGUCAUCUGCUCCAUCCUCUUUGGCUGUCGUCCCCUGCAUCGUAACUGGCAGAUCUAUCCCGACCCCGGGAAUCAUUGCCAGCCGGCUGUUUCGCAGAUCGAUGUCUACGUCACGGUUACGUUGAACGUCGUGACCGAUCUGUAUCUCAUUUCGAUUCCGACUCCGAUGCUGUUCAAGGCGCGUUUGCCUUGGCGGGAGAAAUUGGAAUUGCUGGUUCUUUUCAGUGGAGGUUUUUUUGUCAUAGCAGCAGGGAUUUUGAGAUGUGUGUUGAUCGUGACGGCCGGUCAAAACGGCGCCUCCCAAGCCGGCAGCUGGGCCUGUCGCGAGACCUUCGUGGCCGUCAUUAUCGGUAACGCUCCCAUGAUCUAUCCUCUCAUUCGACGUCUUGCUCGUCGCGCCACCGGAUAUAUCUCCACCAAGGGAGCCUCGUCGCAGGGUUAUCCUUUGUCCGAGGGUGAUCCCUCCACUCUGCAGAGUAAACGCCGUCGAUUCCGUCAUCCGCUGUCUCUCCCGACCCAGUGGAAUACCAUCAGCGACGAGCAUAUGGCUCUGUCUCGUCAAGAGCCGACGACGUGCACGGUCUGGGAUGGGAAUAGUACCAGGAGUGAGGAGGGGAUUAAAGUUGUGAGGGAGACGAUUGUACAGAGGCAAUGA